UUCUAUAAAAAUUAAUAAAACCAAAGCUCAUCUAAAAACUAUCCAAAAAUAUGAAGCUCUUCCCAUUCCUCUUGUUUUCUUUCAUUAUUUUGUUCAACUUUUGUUCUGCUGCCAAUGUAACUUAUGACCGCCGCUCUCUCAUCAUCGAUGGCCAACGCAAGCUCCUCAUUUCUGCUGCCAUUCAUUACCCCCGUAGCGUUCCUGGGAUGUGGCCAGGGCUGGUUCAAACCGCAAAGGAAGGAGGGGUUGAUGCCAUUGAGUCUUAUGUGUUUUGGAAUGGACAUGAGCUUUCUCCUGGAAAAUACAAUUUUGAAGGACGAUACGAUCUGGUCAAGUUUGUAAAGAUUGUUCAGCAAGCUGGGAUGUAUAUGAUUCUUCGAAUUGGCCCCUUUGUAGCAGCUGAAUGGAAUUUUGGGGGGGUACCUGUCUGGUUGCACUAUGUCCCUGGAACUGUGUUUCGAUCUGAUAAUGAGCCCUUCAAGUAUUACAUGCAGAAGUUCAUGACAUUCAUAGUGAACCUCAUGAAGCAAGAGAAGCUUUUUGCAUCGCAAGGAGGUCCAAUCAUCUUGGCCCAGGUUGAAAACGAAUAUGGAUUUUAUGAACAAUUUUAUGGAGAAGGGGCAAAGCGAUAUGUCAAAUGGGCUGCUGGAAUGGCAGUUUCUCAGAAUAUUGGAGUACCUUGGAUAAUGUGUCAGCAGGAUGAUGCACCAGAUCCUGUGAUUAAUACCUGUAAUUCCUUUUACUGUGAUCAAUUCACACCUAAUUCUCCAAACAAGCCCAAAAUUUGGACUGAGAAUUGGCCUGGAUGGUUUAAAACAUUUGGGGCAAGAGAUCCUCACAGGCCACCUGAAGAUGUUGCUUUUUCUGUUGCUCGUUUUUUUCAGAAAGGUGGAAGUGUACAAAAUUACUACAUGUAUCAUGGUGGAACAAAUUUUGGCCGAACAUCAGGUGGGCCUUUCAUUACAACAAGUUAUGAUUAUGAAGCUCCUAUUGAUGAAUAUGGAUUACCAAGGCUUCCAAAAUGGGGACACCUAAAGGAUCUCCAUAGUGCUAUAAAGUUAUGUAAGCAUGCAUUGCUAAAGAGUGAACCAACUACUUUGUCACUGGGUCCUUCCCAAGAGGCCGAUGUUUAUGAUGAUGGUUCUGGAGUAUGUUCUGCCUUUCUUGCUAACAUGGAUGAUAAAACUGACAAGGAUGUCGUGUUUCGGAAUGUGUCAUACCACCUGCCUGCAUGGUCAGUCAGCAUACUGCCUGACUGUAAGAAUGUUGUAUUUAACACGGCGAAGGUAGGUUCCCAGGCCUCUGUAGUUGAAAUGGUACCUGACGAGUUCCAACCAUCAGUGGCAUCACCAAGCAAAGGCUUGAAAGCUCUUAAAUGGGAUAUAUUUGUGGAGAAUGCUGGAAUCUGGGGAGAAGCUGACUUCAUUAAAAAUGGUUUUGUGGAUCAUAUAAAUACCACUAAAGAUACUACCGACUACCUCUGGUAUACAACAAGUAUAAUUGUUGGUGAAAAUGAAGAAUUUCUUCGGAAGGGAAGCCAUCCAGUCCUUCUUAUUGAGUCAAAGGGUCAUGCUCUUCAUGCUUUUGUUAAUCAGGAACUUGAAGGUAGUGCUUCUGGAAAUGGCUCACAUUCACAAUUCAAAUUUGAGAAUCCAAUUUCUCUCAAGGCAGGGAAGAAUGAAAUUGCACUGUUGAGCAUGACCGUGGGCCUACAAAAUGCAGGAGGAUUAUAUGAAUGGGUAGGAGCAGGACUAACAAGUGUCAAGAUCAAGGGGCUCAAUAAUGGAACAAUAGAUUUGUCUAUGUCUAACUGGACCUACAAGAUUGGAUUGCAAGGAGAACACUUGGGUAUAUACAAGCCAGACAGCUUGAAUGGUGUAAAUUGGGUAUCAACCUCAGAACCGCCAAAAAAUCAGCCUCUGACAUGGUACAAGGUUGUUUUGGAUCCACCAUCAGGGGAUGAACCGGUUGGCCUAGAUAUGAUUCAUAUGGGAAAAGGUCAAGCCUGGUUAAAUGGAGAAGAGAUUGGAAGAUACUGGCCGAUAAAAAGUUCUAAACAUGAGAAGUGCAUACAGGAAUGUGAUUACAGAGGAAAAUUCUUCCCAGAUAAAUGCCUUACUGGUUGUGGAGAACCAACACAAAGAUGGUACCAUGUUCCACGUUAUUGGUUCAAGCCAUCUGGAAACAUUUUGGUGAUUUUCGAGGAGAAGGGUGGAGAUCCAACAAAAAUUACAUUCUCAAAACGCAAAACAUCAGGUCUGUGUUCUCUCAUUGCUGAGGACUACCCUAUGAUCGACCAGGAUUCAGUACAAAAAGAUGGAAGUGGAAAUGGCAAAACCAGACCGACUGUCCAUCUUAAGUGCCCCCAAAAUACUUCAAUUUCUAAUGUGAAAUUCGCUAGCUUUGGAAAUCCGACUGGAAGAUGUGGGUCUUACAGCAAGGGGAACUGCCAUGAUCCUAAUUCAACAUUUGUGGUUGAAAAGGUCUGCCUAGGUAAAAAUGAGUGUGCCAUAGAAGUAGCAGAAGAGAACUUCGAUAGGGGCUUGUGUCCUGGUAUCACUAAGAAACUUGCAGUUGAAGCAGUAUGCAGCUAAAAUUACCAAUUCCAGCUGAGAGCAGAUUCAAAUGAAAAUGAUUUGGCUGCCGACUGAAGAAAAACCAAUUUUCUUAUUACAAAAUCUUUAUAUAAUCUCCUGAUAAUAAUGUAAUUUGUUGAUAAAAUGUUGAGUUGUUUUUUCCGAUCAAAAUUUGACAGUCGGACAUAUCAAAACAAAAUCUUUAUAUAAUCCAAAAUAAUAUUACCCUUGCGUAAGUACCUUAAGACAUAAUGAUCAAAAUAAUUUGGAGAAAAACAUUAUAAUCAUUGAACCUAUAUGUAUAGAGUAUAUAAAAUGAUAGAAAAUGAAACGUUGAUGGAAUUAAUGAAAUAGCUCAUUAAAGAGGGAGGAGCAUCUAGUUGGAUUGAUUGU
Molecule: messenger RNA, 2969 nt
Organism: Durio zibethinus
Lineage: Eukaryota; Viridiplantae; Streptophyta; Magnoliopsida; Malvales; Malvaceae
Product: beta-galactosidase 10-like
Biological process (GO): carbohydrate metabolic process
Molecular function (GO): carbohydrate binding; hydrolase activity, hydrolyzing O-glycosyl compounds
Source: RefSeq, a predicted model, not a curated record